CGACAAACCGGAAGUUGCGCGCAGGUAUUUAUGUGUGCGUGGACCUGCGCAGAUCGGAUCAUGCCGCGCUGUUUGAAAGCGAGUCCAACAUGUCCGUCGUCCUCCUGCUCCUCUUCAGCGUCUGCAUCCCGCCGUUGUCCGCGGCGCCUCCUCCACCUGUUGCACCAACGAAGCCGACCACAACGCUGCGUGUCGUUGGCAGCACGGCCUCAGGUGCGCAGGCGUCGGUGCAGGUGACUCUGAACGCAGCGCAGCGUCCUGCCGGCAGCGCGGCCUCAGUCUCUGCGUCCUCUUCAACAGGAAACAUGGGAACGUCGGACCCAAAGAAGCAGCCGACAGAACAGUGUCCUGUGACAGAACGGAGAAACCUGGUGGGCGUCUCUGGACAGACGCUCACGCUGCCGUGCCGCGCUCCCGCUAACGCCAGCGUCAUGGCGGUGAUGUGGACCCGACGGGACCUGAAGACCGAGAACGUCCUCCUGGUCCAGGACGGAAAAGCUGUGCUGGUCGACCAGCAGCCGUGGUUCAGGGGCCGUGUGACACUCAAGAACCAGCUGGCAAAGAGCGGCGACUUGUCUCUGGUUCUGAAGGAUGUGAAGCCGGGAGACACGGGGACGUACGAGUGUCGCUACAAGGAGAGAAGAGCGAUGAUGAUCAUCACCUCGGACUCCGUCAGCACCGUGACCCUGACGGUGCCGCUCGCAGGUGAUGGAAGCGACGACGCCAAACGCCAGCACACCAUGAGGACAAUGACUUUGUCAGUGGUUGGGGUCAUUGUGCUUUUUGUCCUCUUCGUAGUGGUUGUCGUGACGAUAUGCAGGAGAUGUCGGCGCUGAGAGAGCUACCGUUUCCAACCCAUGGCCUGGAUGCUCUGAUCAGUCAGGCUCUGAUUCAAUCAUUCAGCAGCUACUGCUCAGAACUGUAAAUGGGUCCUGAAGGUGGCAAGUUUUACAAAGCAUCACCUGCAUCAUGUGACCAGAGAGUCAGAUGACAGGUGACUGCGACUGGUGCUGAUAAUGUGUAGCUGCAUUUUAAGUGUCCUGGACGGUUUGGAUACAUUUAUUUAAAACAAAUAUGAUCAUCAACAAUGUAAUAAUAUUUAUUUUAGUUUUUAUUCAGAAUAAAGUUUUGAUACAUUUAAA
Messenger RNA from Betta splendens (Siamese fighting fish), 1142 nucleotides. Its product is annotated as butyrophilin subfamily 2 member A2-like. Gene Ontology annotation, cellular component: membrane. NCBI's taxonomy places the organism in Eukaryota, Metazoa, Chordata, Actinopteri, Anabantiformes, Osphronemidae. The record is from RefSeq and is a predicted model, not a curated record. The coding region runs from base 90 to 836 and encodes 248 amino acids. The transcript is spliced from 6 exons.